AUUUUGCAAGGGAAGGACAAUGGUAGAGUUUCCUGUACGCAACCACAGAACACUCCGGCAUUUCUUGUAACGUUCACGCUGUCUCUAUUUCCACGUUGCUGGAUCCUAUAAAACCGAAAUCACCUUUUAAAAGGGGAGGAAAACUCACAAGCAGAUCCAAAAUUAGGAGUCAAAACCAUGGAGAACAAGAAGGAGCAGGCGGAGUCGCACCAGAGCGUCGUCGUGAUGAGGCACGGUGACCGAAUAGAUAACUUCGAGCCACUUUGGGUGACGACGACGGACAGGCCUUGGGACCCUCCUCUGGUGGAGAAGGGUCGAGUCAGGGCUUUUUGUACGGGUAGGAAGCUCCGGACUUAUCUCGGAUUCCCGAUCCACCGGGUAUUCGUAUCCCCUUUUAUCCGAUGCGUCCAGACUGCUUCCGAGGUUGUCUCUGCACUCUGCGCCGUCGAUGAUGACCCCAACGCCACCAUCUCCGAUGAAGUCUCGAUUGAUGCCUCCAAAAUCAAGGUCUCAGUUGAGUACGGAUUAUGUGAGAUGUUGAAUAGGGAAGCCAUAAGAAAUGAUUAUGCACCCAGAGAUGGCAACUUUGGUUUCAACAUCUCAGAGAUUGAAGCAGCGUUACCUGCUGGGACUGUGGACCAUUCUGUCGAACGAGUGUACAAAGAGUUGCCCGAGUGGGAAGAGACUGUGGCUGGUGCAAGGAGUAGAUAUGAACAAAUCAUCAAAGCUCUUGCAGAUAAAUACCCUUCAGAAAACUUGCUCCUUGUCACACAUGGGGAAGGAGUUGGUGUUGCUGUCUCGGCGUUCUUGAAGGGCGCAACUGUGUAUGAAGUAGAUUAUUGUGCCUUUGCAGAGCUAAGAAGACCGAUAUCUAACAAGGAGCAGGCCAAAACUGCUGGAGACUUUGAGGUGCUUACAAAUCCAGGUCAAACUGGAAUUGGUUAUUUACCAGGGAGCACAACAAAUGAUGACAAAGUGGAAAAUGUUCAAACAGAACCUCUAUCCCAAACGUGGUCGAAAUAAUGUCCGACUCAAAACAGUUGUUUUCUUUGGUGAAUUUGCCUGGAUUUAUUUUCAAGUCAUUUAUUGAGAGAAAUUACAAUUUCAGAUCCAUUGAUUGUAAAACUAUCAGCAGACAACUGGUUUUAUUUUCUUUGAAGUUCGUAUGAUUCAUUUGUGUUUUGAUUUAUAGAAAUGGAAAAUUCUGCUCUUGUUUACAGGUAAAAUUA
Molecule: messenger RNA, 1229 nt
Organism: Tripterygium wilfordii
Lineage: Eukaryota; Viridiplantae; Streptophyta; Magnoliopsida; Celastrales; Celastraceae
Exons: 4
Coding region: 178-1023 (281 amino acids)
Source: RefSeq, a predicted model, not a curated record